Molecule: messenger RNA, 2841 nt
Organism: Oncorhynchus gorbuscha (pink salmon)
Lineage: Eukaryota; Metazoa; Chordata; Actinopteri; Salmoniformes; Salmonidae
Product: coagulation factor XIII A chain-like
Exons: 15
Coding region: 179-2377 (732 amino acids)
Biological process (GO): peptide cross-linking; blood coagulation, fibrin clot formation
Molecular function (GO): protein-glutamine gamma-glutamyltransferase activity
Source: RefSeq, a predicted model, not a curated record
CAUGGAGACGGCCCUUCCCUUUCCUGUAUAUAAAUGGAUUCAGAGGGACCCCAGCAGCAGCCUGUCUUUGUGUGUGAGAGAGACAGACACUCAGCCCCUGAGGAUCGACUCUAUCAGACAACUGCAGCUUCUUCAACUUCUACAGAGGCCCGUAAGGUGACGUUUCAGCGCUGGUACCAUGUCUGACUCAGAGCCCGCCGCCAAGCCACAACCCCAGGUGUCACACCGCGGACGCAGUGCCGCCCCCAUCGCCACCUCCAAUGCAGAUGGGGAGGAGGUGCCUGAGUUCGAGCCCUUCGGCCUGAUGCCCCGAGGACCCCCUCCACUCCAGGAGUUCUUGGACAUCUGGGACGUGAACAUGCUGCGGAAGCCAGACGAGGUCAAUAAGCGGCAGCACACCACCCACCUGUAUGCCACUGAUAACCUCAUCGUUCGCAGGGGACAGGAGUUCCAGCUGAAGGUGACCUUCGACCGUCCCUACAAGCCCUCCGACGACCAGUUCGCUGUGGAGUUCGUCAUCGGGGGCAGUCCCCAGUUUAGUAAGGGCACCUACAUCCCUGUGUCUGUGGCCAGUGACCGCCAAAGCCCGUGGGCCGGCCGGGUGGUGGACAGCGCAGACAACGUGGUCACGGUGGGGAUCACCCCAGCGCCCGACUGCAUUGUGGGAAAAUGGCGCACGUACGUGGCGGUGGUUACGCCAUACGGAAUCCGCAGGACAAGGCAGGACGAGAGUCGAGACGUCUAUAUCCUGUUCAACCCCUGGGUGGCAGCUGAUUCUGUGUUCCUGGAUGACAGCAAUGAGAGGGAGGAGUGUGUUCUCAACGAGGUGGGGGUCAUCUACCACGGGGCGUUUGACGACGUGUCCGAGCGGCCCUGGAACUUUGGCCAGUUUGACUACGGGGUGCUGGAUGCGUGUCUGUUCAUCAUGGAUAAAGCUGCCAUGCCCAUCACCAACAGGGGGGACCCCAUCAAAGUAGCCCGGAAGGCCUCAGCCAUGCUGAACUCUCGUGACGACGACGGGGUUCUGGUGGGGAGCUGGAGUGGUGACUACACCUACGGAGUGGCACCCACCUCCUGGACUGGAAGUACUGAGAUCCUCCUCAACUACUCCAGCAGCAAGAUGCCCGUCUGCUAUGCCCAGUGCUGGGUCUACGCUGCCGUCUUUAACACCUUCUUGCGCUGUCUGGGGAUCCCCGCCAGGGUUGUCACCAACUUCUUCUCUUCCCACGACAAUGACGGCAACCUGAAAACUGACAUCAUCCUGGAUGAGAACGGCAGAAUUGACAAGCAACGCACCAAGGACUCUAUCUGGAACUACCAUUGCUGGAACGAGUGCUACAUGAGCAGGCCAGACCUUCCUCAAGGGUUUGGGGGCUGGCAGGCUGUGGAUGCUACGCCCCAAGAGACCAGUGAUGGGAUGUACAGGUGUGGCCCUGCGUCUGUCCAGGCCAUCAAACAUGGCCAGAUCUGCUUCCCGUUCGACGCACCUUUCGUGUUUGCUGAGGUGAACAGUGAUGUGGUGUUCUACUCGCGGAACCCCCGAGACGGGACCCUGGAGCCGGUCAAAGUCAACAGCAGCCAUGUUGGUAGGAUGGUGGUGACCAAAGCUCCCGGCCAGGACACCCGGCGUGACAUCACUGACCAGUACAAGUUCCCCGAAGGUAGCCCCGAGGAGCGCACGGUUCUGGAGAAGGCAGAGGAGUACGGUUGUCAGCGUGAGAAGGUCACCCUUCCAGAGGCUGACGUGGAGCUGAACAUGCCCCUGAUCGAGGUGAGGGUGGGGGAUGACUUCGAGCUGAAGCUGGAGUUCAACAACAAGAGUGGCCAGUCUCGCACCGGGGAGAUGUAUGUCAGUGGCAACGUGGUGUAUUACACAGGAGUCACCAGCUCUGAGUUCCUCUUCAAGACCCCUAAAGUGACAUUGGAUCCCAUGAAAGCUGAGAAGAAGGUGAUCCAGGUGCGUUCCCAGGACUACAUGAGAAAGCUGGUGGAGCAGGCCAACCUCCACUUCAUUGCCACUGGGAAGGUCAAGGAGACGGGUCAGAUUGUCACCGCCAUGAGGGUCGUCACUCUUCACAACCCCAAGCUCUCUGUCCAGGUGUCUGGUCUGGCUAAGGUAAGUGAGGAGAUGUUUGCGACUGUGGAGUUCACCAACCCGUUCAAGUUCAACCUGGAGGAUGUGUACAUUCGCGUGGAGGGGCCAGGAGUCAUGCCACCCAAGUAUAAACAUUACAGUCUGAUCCUGGCUGGCUCGUCCCUGAAUUGGACAGAGAGUUUUACCCCGCGAAGGGAGGGACCCACCAAGCUGAUGGCCAGUCUGGACUGUGCUGCACUCAGGCAGGUGUACGGUCAGGCCCAGCUGACCGUCAAGCCCUGAGCAGCACAAGGGAGAUGGCACAGCUAUACAAGACAUCUAUAGCACAGCUAGACAGCCUAUUUACAGCUCAGUUAGAGCCCAGCAAGCAACAAUUAAGAUAUUAAUUUCUUCUUCUUCUUCGUGGAUGGAUCAUGUCAUUUCACAAAAGAGGCAAUAUUUUUUUUAACUAUGCAACAUUUGGUGUAGUUCAAUGUAUUUGUUUUCAUUUCUAUACAAGGAAAACACAACUACAUCAUAGCUAAUACAGCCCAGCUACCAUCAGAUUAGAGGUUGGGCUUGAAUGUUAGGCCUAAUCCAUGGUUCAAUCUAUCUUCACAAGAGAUGCAACAUUUUCUAACCACAAGAUGCCACAUUUAGUGAAAUUGAUGAAAAGUUAAAUAUCCCCGUUUCCUUUUCUUUUCUGUUUUUGACUUCUAUGCAAAGAGAAAUACUUAAGUAACCCAAAUUAAAAAGAUGAACAUGAA